AUGAGCAAUCCACCAAAUCAUGUUGUCCUGCCAGAGCAGGGCAGGAGAAAUAUAUUGAUCACAUCAGCACUGCCUUACGUCAACAAUGUGCCACAUCUUGGUAAUAUCAUUGGUUGUGUACUCAGUGCUGAUGUCUACGCAAGAUACUGUCGUCUGCGUGAUUACAAUUGUAUCUACAUCUGUGGUACUGAUGAGUAUGGCACGGCAACAGAGACAAAGGCGUUGCAAGAGAAGUGCACGCCACAGCAGAUCUGCGAUCGCUAUCAUGCCAUCCAUCGCGACAUCUACCAAUGGUUCAACAUUGGCUUUGACAAGUUUGGUCGUACCUCUACCCAAUCCCAAACCGAGAUUACCCAAGACAUCUUCCUCAAGUUGUACGAACGUCAGCUCACCUUCUCAGAGGAUGUUGAGCAACUCUAUUGUGAGAAGUGUCCAAUGUUCUUGGCUGAUAGAUAUGUCGAGGGUAUCUGUCCACACUGCCAAUUCGAGGAUGCAAGAGGCGAUCAAUGUGAUAGAUGCACAAAGAUGUUGAACCCAACAGAGUUGAUAUCACCACGCUGCAAGUUGGAUGGUACCACUCCCAUUCUCAGGACAACCAAGCACAUCUUCUUGGAUCUGCCCAAGAUUCAACAGAGACUCGAUGCAUUCGUUGACAAGACCAGCAAGAUAUGGACUGAGAACUCUCAAAAGAUCACCAACUCAUGGGUCAAGGGAGAGCUCAAGCCAAGAUGUAUCACCAGAGACCUUAAGUGGGGUACUCCAGUACCACUUGAGGAGUUCAAGGAGAAGGUGUUCUAUGUUUGGUUCGACGCACCAAUUGGCUACUUGUCAAUCACAAAGGAGUACACUCCAGAGUGGGAGAAGUGGUGGAAGAACCCAGAGAAUGUACAGUUGGUUCAGUUCAUGGGCAAGGACAACGUCCCAUUCCACACUGUGAUCUUCCCAUCGUCACUGAUCGGCAGUGACGACCCUUACACUCUGCUGCACAAUCUCAGCACCACCGAGUACCUCAACUACGAGACUGGCAAGUUCUCCAAGAGCAGAAACACCGGUGUCUUUGGAGACAAUGCUCAGGGCACUGGUGUACCAGCGGAUGUUUGGCGAUUCUAUCUGCUGUCCAACAGACCCGAGAACCAAGACUCUACCUUCUCCUGGGAUGACUUUGGAUUCAAGACCAGUGAGUUGUUGAACAACUUUGGUAACUUUGUCAACAGAGUUUUGAAGUCUGUAGUAUCAUCAUUCGAUUGUAGAAUACCAGAGAUUCAAUUGCAGGAGAGCGAUGAAGUGUUUAUCAAGGAGGUGGACAAUCUCUACCAACAGUACUUGGAGGCAUUGGAGAAGGUCAACAUCAAGGACGGCCUGAAGCUCGCCAUGACCAUAUCGAAGCUUGGCAAUCAAUACAUGCAAGAAAACAAGCCUUGGGCAUUGGAGAAGACCGACAAGGCCAGAUGCGGCACCAUUCUGGCCGUGCUUGUCAAUGUGAUCAAGCUGUUGGCCACCGUCUUUGAGCCAUACCUGCCCGCCAUCACCGGCAAGAUUCACGAGCAGCUCAACUGCGCCCCAUCAAAGUACACCCCAUGCUUUGAGUUCCUUAUCAAGGCUGGACACGAGAUCUCCAAAAACAUCGAGCCACUCAUUCAGAAGAUCGAGAAGAAGGAUCUGGAUGUGUACCGCGAGAAGUUUGCCGGCACUGUCCAGGGCGAGUUCCCAAUCGACUUGCAGGUCGCUGUCAUCAGAGAGGUCGAGGAGCAUCCAAAGGCCGACCACCUCUACAUCCUCAAGGCCGAGAUUGGCAAGGGCGUGCAGAGGAAGGUCGUGGCCGGACUGAAAGCCACCCACACCAAGGAACAGCUCAUUGGCAAGAAGAUCGCGCUGCUUCUCAAUCUGAAGCCAGCCAAGUUCAAGGAUGUCGUCAGCGAGGGAAUGGUCGUGGUCGCAGACAAUGGAGACAAGGACGCACCCGUUGUCUCAUUGUUGUUGAUCAACAACGAUGUGGAGCUUGGCACUCAGCUCAAUGCCCGUGGCAUGAAGGUCAACCCCAAGCCAGCCAUGGACUACGUCAAGGAGUUCAAGAAGUUGGACCUCAAGGUCAAGGAUGGUGUGCUCACCUACAAGGACGAGCCAAUCACCGCUGGCAACCAAUCAAUCAUUUUCGAGGCACCAAUCGCCAAUGGUACCCUUCGAUAA
This is a messenger RNA of Acytostelium subglobosum LB1, 2187 nucleotides long. RefSeq lists its product as hypothetical. Gene Ontology annotation, cellular component: aminoacyl-tRNA synthetase multienzyme complex; cytosol. Gene Ontology annotation, molecular function: ATP binding; methionine-tRNA ligase activity; tRNA binding. The transcript has 4 exons. Gene Ontology annotation, biological process: methionyl-tRNA aminoacylation. The record is from RefSeq and is a predicted model, not a curated record. Lineage: Eukaryota; Evosea; Eumycetozoa; Acytosteliales; Acytosteliaceae. The coding region runs from base 1 to 2187 and encodes 728 amino acids.